CUUGCUUUUUUAGUGCGAAAGGGAUAGAGGUGGCCCUUAUUGAGUCCAUAUGGAAGGCAGCCGUAUAAACACAGCUAAUUGCUAGCUAUCCAAACCCCUUGCUAAAGCGUGUGCUUGUUCUUCACUGUCUCUUAAACCCUAAAUCGCUGCCCACGAAUUCCCCACGCUUCUUUCUUUGUUCUUAAAUAUUUGGUGUCUAAAUCUCUCCUCCUAAUACCAUUCUCCACCAAACCCUCUUCCAAAUCCCUCUCUUUUUGAGUAUAUAUGGGUGACCAAAAGCUCCCAAUGAACGAGCUGAGCCAAACACCCAUUGACCCUCUUGUUCCUUCUGUCCCCACAUCCCAAAAUCCUAAUCCAAAUCCAAAUCCAAACACCCAAGUGGCUGAACCACGAGCUUUGGUUCAAGAACUGCCGCCGCCGCCGCCGCCGCCACCACCAUCUUCCAUGGCUUCUUCAAUUACUUCUUCUUCUUCAACUAAGAAGCAUUCUUUGUAUAGAGGAAUCCGGUGCCGGAGCGGCAAAUGGGUGUCGGAGAUUCGAGAGCCACGUAAGACGAAGCGGAUAUGGCUCGGUACAUUUCCGACGCCUGAGAUGGCUGCUGCUGCUUACGACGUCGCUGCACUUGCUCUUCGAGGUGACGACGCUGUCCUUAACUUCCCUGCCUCCAUUCCCUCCUACCCUAUUCCUGCCUCGACUUCUCCUAUCGAUAUACGCGCUGCUGCUUCUACUGCUGCUGCUGCUUCCGCUGCUAAUACGUUGAAGAAAGUUGAAGGCGCUUGUAGUAAUAUUGAUGAUACGAAGAUUAUUACGGUUGAAGAUUGUAGCAAUACAACGUUGUUGAAAACGGAGGAGUUUGUGGAUGAAGAAGAGAUUUUUGGUAUGCCGAGUUUGCUGGCUGAUAUGGCUGAGGGGAUGAUGGUGUCACCGCCGAGAAUAAACUCGCCGCCACCGUCCGAUGACUCGAUCGAGAAUUCAGAUGGAACGGAAAGCUUAUGGAGCUACUUGUGAUGAUAAUGAAUUAAGAUUAACUACAAAGUUUUGAUUUGUGGUAUACUUUUUUUGGUCUAUUCAUUGGUUGUAACUAUGAUGGUAACUAAAACAUUACAACAUUAAAACAUUACAUUACAACAACCUAGGACCAAAAUUCGGGUAUGAUUCCAACAUUCUAUUGCAGUUUUACGGUAUAAUCAGA
Molecule: messenger RNA, 1192 nt
Organism: Cucurbita moschata (crookneck pumpkin)
Lineage: Eukaryota; Viridiplantae; Streptophyta; Magnoliopsida; Cucurbitales; Cucurbitaceae
Product: ethylene-responsive transcription factor ERF027-like
Exons: 1
Coding region: 265-1008 (247 amino acids)
Biological process (GO): regulation of DNA-templated transcription
Molecular function (GO): DNA-binding transcription factor activity; DNA binding
Source: RefSeq, a predicted model, not a curated record